This is a messenger RNA of Mytilus trossulus (common blue mussel), 1146 nucleotides long. RefSeq lists its product as uncharacterized. The transcript has a single exon. Gene Ontology annotation, biological process: DNA replication, removal of RNA primer. Bases 1 to 1146 code for a protein of 381 amino acids. Gene Ontology annotation, molecular function: RNA-DNA hybrid ribonuclease activity; nucleic acid binding. Lineage: Eukaryota; Metazoa; Mollusca; Bivalvia; Mytilida; Mytilidae. The record is from RefSeq and is a predicted model, not a curated record.
AUGAUUCUUCGGGCAGAAGACAUGAAUGUAUGUACAGGUGUUGAUGUAUAUGGUAUAGAAGCAGAAUUUCAGUUUAAUGGGUUACAAAGAUAUAAAUCUCCUCCAGAUUAUUGGAAAAACCUUGGAAAUUCCAAAUCAAGAUCAACAGACCAAAAAAAUGUUGGAAAACACAUAAUAAUGGAAAAACUAAGUCAUCUUCCAGCAAAUUCAUGUAUAGCAUUUACUGAUGGGUCCUGUCUUGGUAGUCCUGGCCCUGUAGGAGCAGGUGUUGUCAUUUUUCCAUCAAAUAAUCAACCACAAAUUGAAAUUUGUAAAGCUGUAUCCAAGAAAGGAUCAAUACUACUCGGAGAACUGAUCGCCAUUAAACUUGUUGUUGACCACUUUUUAAUAUCAGAAAACAGACAAAACACAGACUCAAUUACACUUUUUUCAGAUAGUCAGUCCUCAGUUGGAAUUUUAACUUUAAACUGGAAAUCAGAAAAUUACAUCAAAGUCAUAAGAGAAAUUAAGAAAAACAUGAAAGUAUUAAAGAUGAAUGGAAUUACAUUAAAUUUUGAAUGGACACCUGGUCAUGCUGAUAUCCAAGGAAAUGACAUUGCUGAUUCACUGGCCAAAAAAGGAGCUAAAGAAGCUGAAAAAAUAGAAGAACCAUCAGAAGUAACCAGGCAGGAUAUAAAACGUGCAGCAAGAGAAAGUGUUUUAAGAAAAUGGCAGAACCAAUGGGAAUCAAGUCAACGUGGCAGAAAUUAUUAUAACUAUCAUCAAAAAGUUUGUCAAAAAAUACCAAAAGAUUUACCAUCCAAAUGGUCGUUUUCAAUUAUUACUAGUUUGAGAACAGGUUAUUGUGAUCUAAAUGAUUAUAAAUCCAAAAUCAUACCAUCAACAGACAAAAACUGUUCCUGUGGAGAGCCAGAAAUUGUAGAACACUACCUUUUACAUUGUUCUAACUAUGAGGAGGCUAGAGAGAGGAUGAGAACAUCUAUUUACUUUAUAACAGGAAAUAUACAUAUGGAUUUAGACACCUUACUAGGAAUCGAUGAAGAAGACAUUAAUAGAGACAAUCGAAAUGAGAUAUUGUGCCAUCUGGAAAAUUAUUUAACGGAGUCUGGUAGAUUCAAAAACACUAUACAGCAAAAAACACUAUAA